UAUUGUGGCCUACUCCGUUGUCCACGCUAACCACCAUGUCCGCCCAGGCGCAGAUGCGGGCCCUGUUGGACCAACUUAUGGGGACGGCCCGGGACGGAGACGAAACCAGACAGAGGGUCAAGUUUACAGAUGAUCGUGUCUGCAAGAGUCACCUUCUGGACUGCUGCCCCCAUGACAUCCUGGCUGGGACGCGCAUGGAUUUAGGAGAGUGCACCAAAAUCCACGACCUAGCCUUGCGAGCAGAUUAUGAGAUUGCAAGUAAAGAAAGAGACCUGUUUUUUGAAUUGGAUGCAAUGGAUCAUCUGGAGUCCUUCAUUGCUGAGUGCGACCGGAGAACUGAGCUUGCCAAGAAGCGCCUGGCGGAGACCCAGGAGGAGAUCAGUGCUGAGGUCUCAGCUAAGGCAGAAAAAGUACAUGAAUUGAAUGAAGAGAUUGGAAAGCUCCUUGCAAAAGCUGAGCAGCUAGGAGCAGAAGGGAAUGUGGAUGAGUCUCAGAAGAUCCUCAUGGAGGUGGAGAAAGUCCGCACAAAGAAGAAGGAAGCUGAGGAAGAGUACAGAAACUCCAUGCCUGCCUCCAGCUUUCAGCAACAGAAGCUUCGAGUUUGUGAGGUCUGCUCUGCCUACCUUGGUCUCCAUGACAACGAUCGGCGUCUGGCAGACCACUUCGGGGGCAAGUUACAUUUGGGAUUCAUUCAGAUUCGGGAAAAGUUGGACCAGCUGAGGAAAACGGUGGCUGAAAAGCAGGAGAAGAGAAACCAGGACCGUUUGAGGAGACGAGAGGAGCGGGAGCGUGAGGAGAGGCUGAGCAGACGGUCUGGCUCAAGGACCAGAGAUCGCAGGAGGUCACGCUCUCGGGAUCGACGUCGGAGGCGGUCUAGGUCUGCCUCUCGAGAGCGACGGAAGUCUUCACGGUCCCGGUCCCGAGACAGACAUCGGCGUCACCGGAGCCGCUCUCGCAGCCACAGCCGGGGCCACCACCGGGCCUCCAGGGACCGGAGCUCUAGACACAAGUUCUCCCGGGAGCGAGCAUCAAGAGAGGAGUCCUGGGAGCGAGGGCGGAGCGAGAGGGGCGCCAUGGACUGGAGGCUGGAGGGUUCCAACUCCAACGGGAAAGCGGCCUUGCGGAGGUCAGAGGAGAAGGAGGCUGGCGAGAUCUGA
Messenger RNA from Elephantulus edwardii (Cape elephant shrew), 1157 nucleotides. RefSeq names its product LUC7-like (S. cerevisiae) (gene LUC7L). Gene Ontology annotation, cellular component: U2-type prespliceosome; U1 snRNP. Gene Ontology annotation, biological process: mRNA splice site recognition. The transcript has 10 exons. Gene Ontology annotation, molecular function: mRNA binding. Bases 36 to 1157 code for a protein of 373 amino acids. NCBI's taxonomy places the organism in Eukaryota, Metazoa, Chordata, Mammalia, Macroscelidea, Macroscelididae. The record is from RefSeq and is a predicted model, not a curated record.